Molecule: messenger RNA, 1673 nt
Organism: Spodoptera litura
Lineage: Eukaryota; Metazoa; Arthropoda; Insecta; Lepidoptera; Noctuidae
Product: peroxidase-like
Biological process (GO): response to oxidative stress
Molecular function (GO): peroxidase activity; heme binding
Source: RefSeq, a predicted model, not a curated record
AUGUAUCAACCUGAAGAAGCCUGCAAAGGGAACUUACUUCACACCUAUGACAAGAGUUACUUCGCAAGACUCGCACAAUCUGGUGAUGAACUGCCUUUGGCUAGAACCGUCCGUCUCCACCUGCUUAAGGGAGAGAAAGAAAAAUCUUCCAGUCCAGAUUUCAAUAAUCUUUUGUUGGGCUUCGCACCAUUCACAUUCAAUGAUAUUGGAUCAUCUCACGAUGUUGAAAACGCGUUGCUUUCAACCACAUACUGCUGUGAGGAAGAACACUGGAAUGACUACGUAUGUACGCCUAAUCUGUUGACUGCUGACGACCCUGUGUACCAGUCCACAGGCAUCAACUGUAUGAAUAGCACCCGACCUCUUACUUUUCAGGACUACAAGUGUACUAGGGAAGCUGUACCAGCUCCUCUGAAAAAAGCGACUACCUGCUACGAUUUAUCACAAGUAUACAAUGUAUAUAAUGAGGGUGACCAAGUGAUCAGAUCUUUUGUCAAAGGACAAUUGACAGUGGAAGAAGAUGAUGGCCACGUUUACCCACCAAGCAGUCCAAAUGCUUUCUGUCCAUUCAACUCAGAAUUCAACAGUUUGUUGUCAGUCGUACUUUACGAGAUCUGGUUUGUGCGUCACCACAACUACUUGGCCAGCAAGCUAGCUGAACUCAACCCAUGCUGGAGUGACGAGAAAUUAUUUAAUGUUGCUAGAAACAUGAACAUUGCUUAUUACCAACAAGUGUUGUUGUACGAAUGGUUAUCAGCACUAGAAGGUCGCAGUAAUCUCAUUAAGGCUGGUAUUAUAAACAAAUACGACGGAUUCAGAGACUUGUACGAUGAGGACGAGGAUCCUGAAGUGACAUUGGAAUACGCCUUCGCCUUCCGUUGGUUCCAUUUGAUGCAGCCCACUGUUGCUAAGUUCUAUGAUCGACAUGGCAACUUUAUAGAGGACUAUUCACUAUUGAGUACUACAUUCCAUACCGGAUUUAUAACAGAUGGUGACAAUAUUGAGUACCUUACCCAGAGUAUGAUCAGAGAUGGAUGCCGUGCUUAUGACAGCACCGUUGCUUAUGAUUUAGUCAAUGACCCUAUACCCGGUAUGCAAGAGAGGCUUGAUGUAGCCGCUGGAGAUUUGAACAAAUGUCGCAAUCUCGGCGUGGCUCCUUACGUUGACUAUAUCAAGCACUUCACAGACAUCGAUAUCAAAUCCUUUGACGAUUUAUCUGCUUUCAUACCAGUUGAUAAAAUUAAACUAUUAAAAUACUUGUAUGGAGAUGUGAAAGACAUAGACUUAAUAGUUGGCCUCUGGAUAGAAAAGACAAUGGAAGGUGGUCACAUUCCUCCUACUUUUGCCAACAUCAUCAAUGAUAAUGUGAUGAGGGCUUUGAAGAGUGACAGACAUUGGUACGAGAGACCAAACAGGCCUGAUGCCUUUACAGAGGCUCAACUUAAGGAGAUCAGGAAAGCUUCAAUAGCUCGUUUACUGUGCGAUGUAGGUGAUGGCAUCUCCGAAGUGCCCAGAAACGCCAUCUACAACAUUUCUCCUGAGAAUCCAUUGGUGAGUUGUGGCCAAAUUAUGGGCAUUGAUUUUAGCGCCUGGAAAGACAACACUUGUAAAAGCAGUUAACAAAAAAUUGGUUUCCAGACUAUAGUGACAUCAGAGAUCAGAGAUCAGAUAAA